Danio aesculapii is the source of this 3051-nucleotide messenger RNA. RefSeq names its product proline-rich protein 7. The record is from RefSeq and is a predicted model, not a curated record. Lineage: Eukaryota; Metazoa; Chordata; Actinopteri; Cypriniformes; Danionidae. Bases 789 to 1526 code for a protein of 245 amino acids. The transcript is spliced from 3 exons.
GUCCUUGUGACAGCAGCAGCGCAUCGCGCGCGGAGCGCCAAUGUGGGUGUUUCAUGACGCGCGCGCGUCAAUUACAGGUGUCCAUUAACCAUCGCGCGCAUCACGACCCUCGAGGAAUUACGCGGAACACCAAACGCUUUCUGUUUAUCCAGGUAAACAUUAGUGAAGACUCUCAAGAACACACUCAUUUACGAAUGAGUCUGCUAUUACCAUCAUGUGGCACUGACAACUACGGCAACUUUAUUUGGACUGAGUCACGUCCCGUCUAUUGAAAUGGUGUCUCGAGUCUGAAAACGAACUCAUCGUGACUGGAAGACGCUUGACAUCGUGACUGCUGAUGUCCUCUGGAGAUCUAAAGAGCCCUGAUCUGCUCAGCGGAGGAUCACAACACAGGAGGAGACCCAGGCACUGUGAGACGUUUGCAUUCCCUCAUUGCACCAGCUGUCAGGAAAAGAGCAUCUGCAGAUAUUCAUCUUAUUGGGAAAGAGUCCCUGGCGGACCUUCAGGAAGAGACUCUUCAGUUUCACUUUUGCAAUAUAUUGGACAUUUUGUGCAAUCAGGUCACUUUCAUUACCUCUGGUUGUUGGGAAAUUUUCAAAAAAAUGAGCUCUUGGAGAGGCUCUUAAUGGUUUUAUAUGGCAAGAUUCAUAGAAAUAUGAUAGCUAUAGUCUGUUCAUGUGCUCUGAGGCUUGUUGCAUGAACUCUGCAACGUAAAUCAGCAGGUUUCCUUUAGACUUUAAACUUCCAACUGGAUCCUGGAGGGCCCAAACUUCAUCAAGGUGGUCAUUAUGGUGAUGUCGCAGGGCACCUACACAUUUUUGGCAUGCUUUGCCGGCUUCUGGCUGAUCUGGGCUCUCAUUGUCAUGCUUUGCUGCUUUUGCAGCUUUGCCCAGCGUAAGCUAAAGCGCAGGCGUGAAGAAAGGCUGAGGGAGCAGUGCCUGCGGGCAUUGGAGAUGGAGCCUCUGGAGUGCACCAGUGGAGGAUACCCUCCCAGAGAGCCCCCUCAAUUCUGCCCACCUCUUCAAAUGUUGUCUCCUCAGCUGCCAGUAACACACACUCUUCCUCAGGCAAACUGGACCAUCCAUGAAGCAGACACAGAUGUCUUUGGGAAACCUCCUUGCUAUGAAGAGGCUGUAUUGAUGGAGGACCCGCCACCACCUUACAGUGAGGUUCUGGCUGACCCCAGAGGAGGAACUUACACCAAACCUGCAUCAAGAUCUUCAAGGGAGACUCAGGAGUCUGAAACUAGCAAAAUGGCUCCUGUGACCGUAUUUCCAGAACGUGGCUACUCUUCCCUCAUACGUCUACCUUCAGCCAGACGCUGGGACUCUCUGGGGCACCUCCUGUCCAACAUGGACCUCAACCACAACAAUCUGCCGGUCGAGCCACAGGCCUCUGCAAUUGCUACCAUGCCUCGCGAGGGCCGGACUCACACAGACAUGGGUUUGCAUGGGCUCCAAAGUCUGGAUCAACAUUAUGGGUUGCCCACUGCCUUUCCCCUUUUGGGUCGAAGCACAGCAGUAUGAGCCCACAAAAAUAGACCUACGGACCACUUUCUAAAAUGAACGCUCUGGAUGGUGAGUCAUAUGUGGUCAGAAAUGUCUGCCAGAGGCAUUUUUGGGGGCAGAAUCAGUUCGGGAUGAUUCAGCUUUGUUCAGGGGUUCAUUCGCGGAUCCAUCAUCCUUGCUUUUCUCUCCGUCCUCCUUGUUGCUCUCUGUGGCAUCUCCGCCUGAUGCAGAGCAGCAGCUAUUAUGUGAAUGCUGUUGCCAUGGCUCCCGGGAGCUGUCUGCAGCCCACCAACGCCUCGCCCCUUACAUCCUCUCUUCUUCCUUUCUCAUCUGAGGCUCACUGAUAUAAUACAAAUGACAUUUCAAACCCUGUCUUUGUGAAACAGGGUAAAACACAGAAGUGCGACACAGAAAAAUGACAGUGAUUGGUCCGUACUGUAGCAACACAAUGCUGCUCGGCUGUAAAAAAAUGUCAUUUACAUUCUGGGAAACAAUACCUGGCAUAUCUUUCUGGAUUUUGUGCCAGUUUCUUUCUUGGGAAGAAGUAUGAACUUUGGGGGUGGCAAGGCUUCAAAGCAAACACAUUUUUUUCCUAAAAAGGAAGUUGCCUGAAGAAUAAAAUUUUUUCAAACAUGUCCAUAGUGUUCGUUGGAGAAAGACGUCUCAACUUUUAAUACAUUAGAGAUGAUGCGGGUACACUGAGGAACUGCCUUUAAGGGUGCUUUCACACUUUUAUCACUUUUGGUCCACACCCAGGUUCAUUUGACAUCAGAGUACAGUAUGUUUAGCUAGUGUGAACGAUGUUAUCUGAACUCCUGUGCACACCUGUGAACCGUAUCUGAGUCCUCCUGAAAGAGGUGGUCUGGCAUAUUGUUUGAGCAAACUGGUACGGUUAACAUUUGAUAUGAAUUCAAUCGUACCAAAUAAUGGAAGUGAACCGCCAACUGUAAAUCAAACAGACAUUUUGUUUGGAAAUUAAAAUUUCGUUGACGUCAGAACCCACCGUCAGGCCAAUGUCAGUGUCCAACAUCGGACAGACGUUGCAUUUUGGUGACUUUACAACGCAACAUAAAAACAACCAAAUAUCGUAUAAAUAUAUCAAACAACAUCUAAUGAUGUUACAGCUUGACGUUGUGUGUACUUUACCAAUGUGACGUCUAUCAGACGUUGGAUUUGAGUUGCCAUUCCUGAUGAAUAAAUGUCAGUAUUUGACGUCAAUAUGGUGUUGGAUUUUGGUCACUUUCCAACACAACCUAAAAUCAACAAAACAUCAACAUCAUUUUACAUUGUUAUUGGACAUCAAAAUAACAUUCCAGAUUGAUGGUCGGCCUGAAAGAGGUGGUCUGGGAUAUUGUUUGCACAAACUCUGGUCCGGUUCACUUCUGAUAUGAAUGCAAUCAUACCCAAUAAUGGAAGUGAUCUGCCAACUGUAAAACAAACUUUAGUUUUCAUAACGUUCAUUCAUGUGUGUAUGACUGUGUAUCAUGAACUGUACCUUGGUGACAAGCGGGACUGAGCCAGGGCAAACACAGUGAUAAUGUCU